GUCAGUGUUACCAUGCAUGGCCGACGACCGUUCGGGAACAUGCCGCGCCAUCCUGGUGGCCGCGGACUGCGCAACAAUGGUGUCCUGCUCAUGCUAGCCAUGCAGCUGCUUGGGCAGAUCCAGCAACUCGAGCGAAAGCCACCUGUAACGCUGCUAUUGAUGGGCGGCAUGGUUGGGCUCUUUCUGUACCAAGGCCAUCCUGGGAUACCCACCGCCCGAAAGUAUGCCUUGUGUCCCGACAUCAUCGUCGAGAAAUAUGCGCUGUCGCGGCUAAUUGUGUCGGCGUUCCUUCACGUGGACGAGUGGCACUUGUACAACAACAUGGCAUCCUUCCUGUGGAAAGGAGUGCAACUGGAAUUCCAUGUCGGCAGCGAACGAUUCGCGCGAAUGAUUGGGGUAUUGCUCGUGAUGUCGCAUGUACUGGCUGUUGUGGUGGCGUAUAUCCUGUCAACCUUCAUGGGCAAUUCCAGCUACAUCCAUCAAUGUGCAAUUGGGUUUUCUGCCGUCUUGUUUGCGCUCAAGGUUGUGCUGAAUCAGCGCUCCCCCACAUAUUCGACCAUUCUGGGCAUUUCAUUCCCGACCAAGUAUGCGGCAUGGGUGGAGCUCGUCUAUCUGCACUACUUCGUUCCUGGAUCUUCCUUUGUGGGCCAUAUCGCAGGUAUCGCUGCAGGCUAUCUCUACCUCUACGGAUUGUCCGCCGUCCCGACGAGAGCAACGACCAUUCCUGGUGGAACCCGCCGACCUGCGUACACGUACGCAUCUGGGCGCGCGACCAACUCGACACCGUCGACCGAGUCUGACGAAGAGUAUGCACGACGGCUCCAAGAAGAAGAGUUUCGCCGGCGAUGAACAUCGGUCGAGAUUGCCCAUCGCGACAAAUAUUGGAAUCGUGCUUCCUUUUAUGCCUAAUGGAGGGUCCGUUGAAGGGACAGUGACAAUGUACACAGGUCCAAGACGUUGUC
Molecule: messenger RNA, 962 nt
Organism: Aphanomyces invadans
Lineage: Eukaryota; Oomycota; Saprolegniomycetes; Saprolegniales; Verrucalvaceae
Exons: 7
Coding region: 13-849 (278 amino acids)
Cellular component (GO): membrane
Molecular function (GO): serine-type endopeptidase activity
Source: RefSeq, a predicted model, not a curated record